Messenger RNA from Panicum hallii, 3825 nucleotides. Its product is annotated as beta-galactosidase 7-like. The transcript has 19 exons. NCBI's taxonomy places the organism in Eukaryota, Viridiplantae, Streptophyta, Magnoliopsida, Poales, Poaceae. Gene Ontology annotation, biological process: carbohydrate metabolic process. Gene Ontology annotation, cellular component: cell wall; vacuole. Gene Ontology annotation, molecular function: carbohydrate binding; beta-galactosidase activity. The coding region runs from base 1066 to 3522 and encodes 818 amino acids. The record is from RefSeq and is a predicted model, not a curated record.
UGUAGAGAAUUCUGUAAAUGAAGGAUGUAGAGGAUGGAAUUUGGAGGAUAUCGCUGGAGACAGCCUAAGCAACGGGACCAAAAUACAUAGCGGCAUCACUUGUCCUCAAUACACAGUGGACUUGCUUGGUUGCAUGAUCCGGGCUAGCGGAGUGGUCUCUGCUUCAAAAUUGCAAACGCACGGUACCUACCGCUGCGCUCUGUAGGCAGGCCUGCAGCUACUACGCAGGACUUCUCUUCCGUUCUUCCUUCGUCGCAUCGAUCCCAAAGAGAGAUCCCGCGCAUCAUCACUCGUUAUUUGAAGAGGGGGUAGCUUCUUUUUGUUGUGUGUGCGUGUCGGUGCAAAGUAGCUCUUCUAAGUAAUUUCGAUCAUUUGUUGUUGUAAAAAGAUUAGUUAAGCACCUGCGGCAUGUGGUUUCAGGCCGGAUGCAGAGAGGUACUACUACUGGUCAACGGUGAGUCGGUGACUAAUAUUUUUACUGACACAGUUUGACCGUCCAAACAGACAUACGGUCACUGCAACUUGGCGAGCCGAUGUUCGUCUGCGCCAGGUUCAAAACUGACGCACAAGUGUGAAAACAUCUUUUAAACUGUAUGCCAGUACUGUAGAUCGAUACGCUGUGGUUCGUGCUUGCUCUACAAUGAUAGCCAACGCAGAGUUCUGAGACUAUCGUUCUCGAGAUUGCACCUGCAGGGGAAACGGGCACAGGGCGUACCUAUUGGUGGAUACGAUGCUUAGCAAUAAACUCCUGUUGGUGAAUACGAUGCGAUACGAGUCCCAGAGCCCAGAGAUCUCUCUCGUUUUCCAAUUGUUUUGAGAUUCGGGCAGAAAUUCCUUCCCGUCAUCUCCCGCGCAAAAUGUCUUGCCAAACCGUGACCUGCCAACCUGGAUUGCGAACAACACAUGCAUGACCUUCCCACCACCAUCUCCACGCAUUUCCCUUGGCUUCAAAGUGCCUGCCCUCCCCAAGGCCCAAUCAUGCAGGUAUCACCACCAAGCUGCAUGUAACUCAGCACUCAGCACACUGCUGCAAGCUCAGAACUAUCCUAGUGAUCGAUCCUAGAAAUGUCGACACACAUGGCCGUCGCGGCGGUGCUCGCCGUGCUGGCGGCCGUGUGCGUGCCGCCGGCAGCGGUGGCGGAGGGAGGAGACGACGGGGCGCGGGGAGAGGUGUCGCUGGAUGCUAGGGCCCUGGUGGUGGGUGGCACGAGGAGGGUGCUGUUCGCCGGCGAGAUGCACUACACCAGAAGCACCCCCGAGAUGUGGCCAAAACUCAUUGCUAAAGCGAAGGAAGGUGGCCUUGAUGUGAUACAGACCUACGUAUUUUGGAAUGUCCACGAGCCUGUCCAGGGUCAGUACAACUUCGAGGGAAGAUAUGAUCUUGUGAGAUUCAUCAAGGAAAUUCAAGCUCAAGGGCUCUAUGUAAACCUCAGGAUCGGUCCCUUCAUCGAGGCCGAAUGGAGAUAUGGAGGCUUCCCGUUUUGGCUACAUGAUGUCCCGGACAUUACCUUUCGGAGCGACAACGAACCCUUCAAGCAACAUAUGCAAAGAUUUGUUACAGAUAUAGUAAACAUGAUGAAACAUGAACAGCUGUAUUACCCGCAAGGAGGCCCAAUUAUAAUUUCUCAGAUUGAGAAUGAAUACCAAAUGGUUGAACCUGCAUUUGGAUCAAGUGGACAGCGUUACGUCAGCUGGGCAGCUGCAAUGGCUGUGAAUCUUCAGACGGGUGUACCAUGGACAAUGUGCAAGCAAAAUGAUGCUCCAGAUCCAGUUAUAAAUACCUGCAAUGGGCUCAUUUGUGGAGAAACAUUUGUUGGACCAAACUCAGCUGACAAGCCUGCAUUGUGGACAGAAAAUUGGACCUCUCGCUAUCUAAUAUAUGGUAAUGAUACAAAAUUGAGAUCUCCAGAAGAUAUCGCCUUUGCAGUUGCGUACUUUCUAGCAAGGAAGAAUGGGAGCUAUGUGAGCUACUAUAUGUACCAUGGAGGAACAAACUUUGGGAGGUCUGCUUCUUCAUAUGUAACAACAAACUACUACGAUGGAGCUCCUCUGGAUGAAUAUGGUUUGAUAUGGCAACCAACAUGGGGCCAUCUGAGAGAAUUGCAUACUGCAGUAAAAAAAUCGUCAGAACCAUUACUAUUUGGAACGUACUCCAAUUUUUCACUAGGUCAAGAACAAGAGGCACAUGUUUUUGAAACAGAAUCACGAUGUGUUGCUUUCUUAGUGAACUUUAAUCUGCACCGGACAUCAGAAGUAGUAUUUCGUAAUAUAUCAUUGCAACUGGCCCCUAAAUCAAUCAGCAUUCUCUCAGAUUGCAAGAUAGUAGUUUUCGAAACGGCUAAGGUAAAUGCUCAGCAUGGUACAAGAACAACAGAAGAAGUACAGUCUUUCAAUGACAUUAAUACUUGGAAGGCAUUCAAAGAAUCAAUUCCUCAAGAUGUGACUAAAGCUAUGUACACUGGAAACCAGCUAUUUGAACAUCUGACAACCACUAAAGAUGAGACGGACUAUCUUUGGUACAUUGUUGGCUAUGAAUAUACACCAAGCGAAGAUAACCAGCUUGUGCUACUUAAUGUUGAGUCACGGGCACAUAUAUUGCAUGCUUUCGUCAACAAUGAAUACGUAGGUAGAGUACAUGGGAGCCAUGAUGGACCUGCCAAUAUAAUUCUUAGCGCAAAUAUUUCAUUGAAGGAAGGACCCAACACCAUAUCGUUGCUAAGUGCUAUGGUUGGAUCACCGGACUCUGGCGCUCAUAUGGAAAGAAGAGUCUUUGGAAUCAGGAAAGUGAGCAUACAACAGGGAUGGGAGCCAGAACAUCUUCUCAACGAUGAGCUAUGGGGAUACCAAAUUGGCUUAUUUGGGGAAAGGAAUCGCAUCUACGCACAAGAGGGAUCAAAAAAUGUUGAAUGGACAGCUAUCAACAAUUUGACAUACAGUUCGCUUACUUGGUACAAGACAACAUUUCCCACACCAGCAGGAAACGAUGCAGUGAUACUGAACCUUACUGGUAUGGGAAAAGGUGAAGUAUGGAUCAAUGGAGAGAGCAUCGGACGGUAUUGGGUCUCCUUCAAGGCUCCUAGCGGCAAUCCUUCGCAAUCGCUGUAUCACAUCCCACGGCAAUUUCUAAACCCUCAAGACAAUGUUCUAGUCCUUUUUGAGGAAAUGGGCGGGGACCCACAACAGAUAACAGUGAACACAGUUUCCAUCACAAGAGUGUGUGGCCAUGUGAAUGAGCUCUCUGCAUCAUUGCUUCAUUCCCAGGAUAACGAACCAGCGGUAGAUAUCUCGUGCCAGGAAGGCAAACAGAUCUCGGCAAUUGAGUUUGCAAGCUAUGGAAAUCCAGUGGGUGACUGCACAAGUUAUGGCAUCGGAAGCUGUCAUGCCGGAUCAUCAGAAUGGACAGCAAAGCAGGCUUGCGUGGGUAAGACUGGGUGCUCUAUUCCCGUAACACCUGCCAAAUUUGGAGGCGACCCAUGCCCUGGAAUCCAAAAAUCCCUUCUAGUUGUGGCGAGUUGCAGAUGAUACAAGAAAAUCAUACUAGUAUACAACACAGGAAAGAAAUUAGCUGAAUCACAAAAUCAGAUAGAGGAAAGUGAAAUUCAAACAAACAACAUUAUUCCUAUUAGGAAAGAAGUUGAUGAUUGAAGCCGUAGUUCAUAGACUACAUCUAUCUACCCAUUGCUUUGACCUCUGUACCUCACAGCAUAGAUAUGUGCAGAUUUUACCCGAGAGACAGCUUAUUAGUUUGUGAUUCGAAAUAUCGUGACCAACUCAUUUCUAGCGCCUCCAUAUGGGCCCAACGCACUACGCAACUUCCACCGGAAA